AUGACAAUCGGGGAGAUGAUCCUAGGGGCCAUCUUUCAAGCUAUCCUCACAGACUUGCGCCACCUAAUUCUAUCAAGUAGCGCAGAGGCCCCAGAUCUGGAGAAGGACCUUCGGAGUCUGCUGAGAUCCCUCACGCGUAUCCAGAGUAUCCUGGAGGAUGUGGAGAAGAACCAGGUUAACAAAAAGGAGCAGAAGCCCUGGGUGUUUGAAUUUCGGGAUGUACAGUACGAAGCGAACGACGUGCUGGACGAGAUCAGGAUGGAGUGUCUCAGGCGAAGGACCGUCCGCCUUCACAAGGUACGUGAUACUGUAUCUUGGAUGAACCCCAACCGUCUACAAUUCGAGAAAAAUAUAAAGGUUAGGCUCCGGCAGAUAAUUGAAGACAUAGACAAAAUUCCCACAAGAAACGCCUUUCCUCCGGCAGAGGCGCUACCUCAUAGAAUAUCAGGUGAUCAGGAUGAUGCUAAGCCGACAACUGGGAACGUUUCCAGCGAAUCUGCCUUGUUUGGUAGGGAAGCUGAGAUCGAGACGAUCGUCAAACUGUUAACAAGUGAUGGUAAACCUAGUUAUAACGAUCCCGGCGUGAUUACGAUUCAGGGAGUAGGUGGGAUCGGUAAAACAGCCGUCGCCCAGGCUGUCUACAACCGCAAGGACGUCUCCAAAAAUUUCUUCCUCCAGAUGUGGGUUUACGUGCCCCGCCAUGUAGCAAUCACCAAGUUGACUAGAUCGAUUCUUGAAGCCGCAGGUGGAUCUUCCAACCUCUCAGAGUUACACAUGUUGCAGGAGCAGCUCAAGGAACUCCUGGCUGGGAAGAAGUACUUGCUUGUUUUGGAUAACCUGUGGAAUGAGAAGUCGGAAGAUUGGGAGGAGCUCGUUUCAAACUGGGACGAACUCAAGAAGAUCUUUCUAGCAGGGGCUCCGGGGAGCAGGAUUCUUGUAACCACAAGAAGCCCAACAACCACCAGAAUUACGAGGACGAUAGGGCCAUCAAUACUUUUGCGCGGUUUAUCUUUCGAUGACAGUCUGUCCGUAUUUCUCCAUCAUGCGUUUGAAAAUCCGGUCGAAUACAGAAAGGAACCUGAACUGGCCAUCGCAGGGAUGGAAAUUACGGCGAAAUGUUCUGGUUCGCCGCUGGCUGCAAAGACAUUGGGAAGCCGUUUACGCGGUGAAGAUAGAUCAACGUGGGAGCAGUUCCGGAAGAGUGGCAUGCUACAUCUUAAGGAGAGUUGCUAUGGGAUCUUCAGGUCGCUAGAGUCCACUUACCAUCAGCUGCCGCCUCACCAGAAGCGGUGCUUCAGGUUUUGUGGCUUAUUCCCAAAGGGUCACGUGUUUGACAAAGACACCUUCAUCCGCCUAUGGAUGGCGCAGGGAUACAUUUUUCCUAAGGAGAUCUCCGCGGGAAAUGAACGGCGGGUCGAAGACGUGGGUGGAGAAUAUUUCGAUUCUUUCGUCGAUCGGCUGUUCUUCGAGCCCAUCGAGGGUUGCUCGACAAAGUACAAGAUGAGUGGCCUAAUUUCUGAACUUGCCCAGUUACUAACUGAAGGUGAGUGUUCUAUGAUUCACCAUGAUAUGAUGAGUAGUGUGCAGGAGACAAUUCGUCAUUCAGCUCUAAUAUUAGAUCAUCUUCACUCUAGCACCUCCGUGGGCUCAUCCGGCCCCAGAAAGACGGCCCAAGAUACCCUUGAAUGUUUCUACAGCUCGAAGGGCUUAUAUACACUUCUGGUGCUUCCCGGUCACCCCGAAAUCUGUUGGCAGCUGCCCCAAAAUAUGGCACAGAAGCUAAAACGUCUUCGAGUAUUGGAUUUCGGAAACAUUGAAAUUGAAAGUUUGGAUGCCUCAAUUGGGCAGUUGAUACACCUGCGAUACCUUGGGAUCACCAGCUCCAGUAUUAAAGGUCUUCCUGAUUCUGUGAGCAACUUAUACAACCUGCAAACUUUAUGUCUUAGAAAUUGCAAGCGACUGAAGACACUACCGAAGGAUCUAUCCUACUUAACCGGCCUUCGUCAUCUUGAUCUCCAUGAUGAUGCCGAUUUCGAUGAUGAAGUUUCCUUCUCAUUGUGCUCUAUGCCAAAGAAUAUUUACAAGUUGAAACUUCAGACGUUGUCCAAAUUUGUAGUUGGCGGAAAACUGAAGGAUUGCAGAAUAAGCGAGCUCAAGAAACUGACUCAAAUCCGUGGAGACCUCCGCAUCUUAGAUCUCCAUAACAUUCAUCAUGUAGAUGAGGUAAAGGAGGAGAUUUUGUCCGACAAGGAGUUCCUUUCCAGAUUAGAGCUGCAGUGGUGUGGGAAUCCUUCUUCAGGUGAAUUAAGCUCCCUGCAUGAACAUGUGUUGAGGAAACUAAAGCCCCACACCAACCUCCAGGAACUGUGGAUAGUGGGCUAUAAUAGAUCUUUGUUUCCAGAAUGGGUAGGUCAUGCUUCCUUCUCUAAGCUUGUGAAGGUCAGACUCUCCAAGUGCAGAACGUGCGUACAACUACCACCCCUCGGCCGACUCGAAUUACUAGAAGAACUUUGGCUUAAAGACAUGGAUGGCGUGGAAUAUGUGGACUGCCAAUUCUGUUGUGGGAGCAACCAAAGAAUUGGGUUUCCGUCACUAAGGAAGCUAUCAUUCGAAAACAUGCCAAAACUGAAAGGAUGGUACGGCGAGGAACGAUGCAAGCUCCCUUCUCUCCAGGAACUUUAUAUCAAGAAUUGCCCCUUGCUUCUUUGUUGUCACUCUAUUUCUGAUAGAACGAAAGUCAGCUUCAUCUAA
Molecule: messenger RNA, 2751 nt
Organism: Spirodela intermedia
Lineage: Eukaryota; Viridiplantae; Streptophyta; Magnoliopsida; Alismatales; Araceae
Source: the annotation of a GenBank genome assembly